Molecule: messenger RNA, 240 nt
Organism: Mycena citricolor
Lineage: Eukaryota; Fungi; Basidiomycota; Agaricomycetes; Agaricales; Mycenaceae
Source: the annotation of a GenBank genome assembly
UGUGACAAUCAACCAAAAAAACAAGUCGAAAAGAGAAGUGAAUUCGAAGACUGGAGAAUACAACCAAGUAGCUACAGUAUUUAUACCCCGGUCCAGUCUGAGUCAUAUCUACAACUAAUGAGUCAUAAGGCUAUGUACCGCUGGUCAUGGGUUGUAGUAGAACCUUCCGGAAGCAUAUGUCGCGCAGCCUUGAAUCGAUAAGGAUAAUCCCUGGAACCCCUCGCCCAGAUCGUCUGAUGC